This is a messenger RNA of Solanum pennellii, 1056 nucleotides long. RefSeq names its product F-box/kelch-repeat protein At3g18720-like. The transcript is spliced from 2 exons. Bases 1 to 1056 code for a protein of 351 amino acids. Gene Ontology annotation, molecular function: protein binding. The record is from RefSeq and is a predicted model, not a curated record. NCBI's taxonomy places the organism in Eukaryota, Viridiplantae, Streptophyta, Magnoliopsida, Solanales, Solanaceae.
AUGGAGGAUGCAUUGUGGUCAGAUUGUAUUCCAUUAGAUAUACUCGGUUUAAUAUCAUCACGUUUGGUUGCUGCAGAAUAUUUUAUUUUUCGUGCCGUUUGUAAACGAUGGCGCGACGCACCUUUGACACCUCCACAUCGUCCUGCCCAAUCAGAAAAAUCGCCUUGUUUGAUCACAUUGCGUGGAGAUUCCGGAAUUAUUGAAUUCUUUCAUCCUGUGUACAAUGUCAUGACGACUACUUCUAUCCCAAACCCAAAAUUAAUGGAUUCCCGAAUUCGUAGUUCAAAAGGUAAUUGGUUACUCAUAAGUAAUGGUAGCCGUGGCAUGUUCUUUUUCAAUCCUGUUAGCAAUGACAUAAUUGAGCUUCCUGAUCUACCGGAUGAAAAUAUUUGCCCUUCUUGGACAUUUUCGUGUCCUCCAGACCCAUUGUCUGCUUGUUUUGUUGUUGGUAUUGAUUACGUUGGUAAUCCCCCAGACGUAUACAUCAUCAAAGUUGGAGAGACUAAUUGGACGUAUCAUAACUUAGACGAUCCAGCAGAUAGAUAUAAAUGUUUUUGUUUAUCGGCAUGCAGUAGUCCAAUAUUUUUCAAAAAUAAUAUUGUCUAUGUAUUGGGAGAUAAAGGAACUUUGGGAAUACUGACCAUCAACGAAAACUCAAUUCCUAGUUGGAAAUUUUAUGGGAAACCCUUUCCGCGUAGAAAGAGAAAGUCAAUACAAUAUGUUUACACGACAGAAGAUGUCGACAACGAAGGAAUGUUAGCUGUAUUUCUAUCUCACCAUGAAGGGAAAGUAGAGGUUUGGAGAUACAAAAUGAACGGAGAAGUGUUGGAGAGGGAAAAAAUAACAAAUGGGUCUAUUGAGCGGUGCAAAGCUCGUUUGGUAGCACAAGGUUUUCAUCAGGAGCCUGGCAUUGAUUAUCAUGAGACGUUUAGCCUUGUUGUUCGUGCCACUACUGUGAGACUUGUUCUUUCUCUUGUUGUCUCAUUGCUUCGCCAAUUGGACGUCAAAAAUGCAUUUUUGCAUAGCGUCCUUAAUAAGGAAGUCUUCAUGAAAUAA